GAUCUGCGCGCUGCACUCGCCAGUAAGACUCACUUUCAUAACGCAGCGCACGCUUUCUGUCUGGAAACUUUCAAAAAGGAUUCGUUAUAAACUCAUCACCUUCAUGUCGGCACUGCUGAAUAUUUCCUCACCGAUGCUAUGGUUACCUUUAUUACGAUCUUACAGGUGAAUCUAGUGAUGUCCAUCUUGCUGUACGUGAUGUUCCUCGCGUACCUCUAUGGUAUCUCAGUUUCUACGAUGGACAAGAAGCGCCCCACGCAGGACCCCAUCAACACGCUCAUCAUAAAGCUCCUGCAGGCCGACAUCAGCCGCAGUCGUCAGAAGCAGGACGACGCUGUUUCUUACUCCACCAUAAAGACACCUGCAGUGGCUGACUACAGGGAGAAAGUCAGCGGCCAGCCUGUAACGGACAUCUCGAUUGAGCUUCUGCGUCAGCACAAACAUUACAACUCGCCGCGCGUGCUCCUCAGCGACCGGCCUCCGCUGCAGCCGCCACCGCUCUACCUCAUGGACGACUUUGUCAGCAACCAGGAUGGCAGCGGCACCAACAAGACGCGGCAGAAACGCAACACUGAGCACAAGAGCUACAGAGCGGAGUAUUCUGUGUGCGAAAACAUCAGCCUGUGGGUGAACAGGACCACGGCUGUGGAUGAUCACGGACAAGUGGUGACGAUUUUGAGGUCCUUCAAUGCGGGACGCAGAAUUAUCCAGCAGUACUUUUAUGAGACAAGAUGUGACACAAGCAAGUCCCAAAAGGGCAGCUGUCAAGGUAUUGACAAGAAGCACUGGAACUCGCAGUGCAAAACCUCGCAGUCUUAUGUGCGUGCUCUCACGCAGUAUAAAUCAUCUGUGGGAUGGCGCUGGAUACGAAUAGACACCUCGUGCCUCUGCGCGAUCUCACGCAAACACCGUAGGACAUGAAAAACACUGCAGCGACUUCUCUGCUAUCUCACUUAUGUUCCCUGGGGGGGCUGUAAAUAUAUAAAUAUAAAUUAUUAUUUAAGUUAUAUGGAAUGCAUAUAGUUUAUACAUGUCUAUGUAUAAUGUAUAAAUAUACUUGUUAUUUGUUGUUAUUGUUAUAUAUCUUAAAAAAAAAAAACUUACAGUAACUUGCAAUGCCGCUAAGCUGCAGGAGUAUUGCAUGCUUAAUUGUGCCUUGCUCAAAUAUCAGAGUUAGAGGACAUGUCACUCCACUAGACCUGGACCUUGGGAACAGUUGCAAUGGAAAACACAUAUCACUCAAUAUCAAAUUAACUUCAGUAUUGUUCAUGAAAACUAGUUUUUCUACUGAAACAGGUUGCUAGUAAAUCCUCUUUGGGAAUGAGAAAACGAAUCACCGUUGUUGUUGUAUAUUGAAUGGGAAUGUGUAAACAUACAGUGUAUCAAACCUGCAUGAAAUACCUAAGAAAUACAUAUUUUUCUAAGCACUCCUAUUAGUGUUUUAUAGGUGCAGAGAGUCAAUCCUAGCAGAACACAAGAAAUUGCUUUUAGCACAUUGCAACAUAGCCGCAAUAAAGUGGGAACGAAAGCAGCCAAGUGUUAACUUUUAAAAUUUCUCACCGUAGCUUUGUAGCCCUGAGGAAGGUCCUCAACAAAUAACUAACCACACACUUCUCUGGCAUCCCUCCCAGCCCUCCAGAAACCACCAGAAAUAAGCUUACUGCACUUUUAACCUCUUUUCGAUCACCUGCCAUGAUCAGUAGCAACUUCACCACCUUAAAGAGCGUAGCCAGCACACGCAAUAGCAGCAUGUAAACAAAGGGCCGUUGCUAAUAACACUGUAGUCUUACCCAGAGGUAAAGCUGCCUUAAGACCAUGUACAAACAUGCAGAGCUGGGAUUUGAUCACAUAAUCUCCCCCUUAAGAGGGUUUCGCUCUUGUCAGACUCAUCUUAGGAGAUGAGCAUUUCACCGGUGCGCUGUGGCUAAAAAAAGGCCUGCCGUGUUUUCCCCCUGUACAUUUAUGUAAAGAGACUUGCUCAAUUGCUAGUCAGGAGACAGUAAAGGUAAAGAGAUUUCAGUAAGAUUUGCGAUACACGAUCACUUUACAAAACAUGGCCUUCUCUUCAACAAAUCAAUGUUUUGUAAUUUACAAUAAAUACGUUAUACCCAAGAUGACAUGUUUGUCAGCAAUGCAUAUAAGAAGCAGAUGGACAGCUCAUUUGAAGAGCAUUAGCUUGGCUGUUCUUCAGGCUCAUCUUUGUGCCACAUGUCCCAGGUCAACUCUGAUUUGUCCAAAUGUCCAGAAUGAACAUCAUGCAGAAACCAGAAUUUACCACCUACAUAUAAUACUUACUUCUGUACCAGCAUAUAAAACUAGCAGGGUGAGCUGGAAUGUGGUCCAAACCUAUUACUACAUGAAGUAAUGUGCCAAGACUUCGUCCUCCAAGGUCUGAACAUAAAACUUUACUAGCGUUAAAUUGUCUAUUAUAAUGUGGCUAUAAAAAGAUCAGUAUAAAAAAAUUGUUUUAGUGCUUUUUAAUGCUUCACGGGUUGUUGGAGAAAGGCACUUUAAACAAGCAAAAGGUUUCGAUUUUUUUGUGGCUGACGGCUCUCUUUGAGUGCUUAAAUUGGAUGCGAGGUUUUGAAACUCAGAUUCGAAACAGAACCGCAGACCACCGAGGAUACAACACACCUUUCUCGAUCUCGGAUUGCGUCCUGCUUCGGUAAAAACAGGAUAAAAGCUGAACACAGGAACUCUGUUUUCCAAGGAUGCUGUUGGGAAUUGGCCCACACAGUUGUCUAAAUCCAUUGCCUUUCCUGUAACACACAUUAUUGCACUGGACCAUGAGGAUCCCUAAAUGAUUUUGACUUCUUGGAUGACACUCACUGAAACAUUCCCAUGUAUUUUAUGCUGUCUUGAAAAUCCCUGCUGGUGUCAAGCAUACUGUGUAGGAUUCUUGCUGCUUUAAACCACUACAACCAACCUUAUAAUGAACCAAUGGCCACCGCUGACACCCAAGGACAAGGACUCUUAUGCUGAAAUAAAGCUGUGCCAAAACACACCAAACUCUAUUUAAGCACUACAUGCUUCCUAACAAUAUUCAGACAUGAAAAUUAUCCCCGGAGUGUCAAAACAAAUUUGAAUAUCGCAAGACAAAUCCCUAUUUCAGUAAAGAAGAAAGACUCAUUUGCUUGAUGGUCGUUGCUUAGCGAAGUAGUUUCUUUUGGCUGUACGCUCUUUUGGCAUUACACAUUGUUUUUUGUUUCGUUUUUUUUAAAAAAAGAUUUUCCCCAUAAUGACAGUGUUUCUUAAAAAUGUCUUUCUCAUGCUAAUACUUGAAGGAGCGCUGUUUAUCUGGCUUACAACAUUGUCCUCUUUUCACUGCAAGGGCAGUCUGUGUGAGAUUCGUCUGAAUAAAGUUUUUUUUAAUCUUCCUGCUGAUUACAUCCUUUUGGGAAUCUAUGUGAAUACGGUUAUCUAGGGUUUUAAUAUUGCGCUUUAUAUGUUAAACAUUUCAGUCAACCACCGAUUACCAGAAAGGAACCCAGGAACCUUUCCCAGCCCCAAAUCAUGGGAUGAUCUGUGUGUGUGUGUUUCUAAUCAAACAAAACAGAACCCGAGGAACCAUGAGAAGAAGGCACAUAGGACUAAACAACCUUCAGUGACCUAUAAAUACAUUCGUUUGCCAGAGCCCACAGGAAGAAAAUAGCUCUGGGCUAUGGUUAAUUAGCAUAUAAUCCUCUUGCAGUGUGUUCUUAAGAGUAAAGCUUGAGACGGAGUAAUCUUGGAAAAAUCAUUGCUGAAAAAGAGUUAAAUGAGGUGAAAGGUCAAGCAAAAAAGGCUAACAAAUGCUUGAGUUUGUUUACAAGUCAAUAUUGUGACAGUAAUUGGGAUUAUAAGAUAUAGUGACCUUAUUUGACCAUUUGGACAAGGGAUGCCAUUGCACUGAAUAGCAAAGCAAGGGCCAUUUGAGCUCAAAUAAUACAGGAGACUGACUUUUCUGAGACAUUUUUGCAAUGGCUUUUAAUCAACUGCUGUUCUGAUGGUUUUUAGCGGAUGUUUGUUUCACUCAAGUGUACUGUAGUUCAUUCGUGUUAAUUAUGAAUAUUGCUAAAUCAGGUCGUGUCAAUUUGUUUUAGUCCUUUUUAAAACUGUAUCUACUUAUUUAUCGUUAAAAAAUAUAACAAACUAUAUUUUGUGAAGAGUGAGCUUGUGCCUUUAAAUGCUAUUUUGCUUCAGUAUGUUCACAUGCAAUGACGUUUAUUUUUUAAGUGUGACUUAAAGGCAUAGUUCACAGAAAAAUCAUAAGCUCUGUUAUUAUUUACUCCCCCUUUUGUCGUUCCACACCUGUACAAUUCACUUUGUAUGAAUGAUUUCUUUGGCUUGCUCAGUUGGGGUUUAAAAGACAAUUAAUAUUUAGUAUUAUUAUUGAAUUAAUUGCACUGACAUUAUCAGAUGUAUUUAAACUAAACUGAGCUCAAUAAUGAUCUAAGAGCUAAUAAUGUACUAAGCUAAAACAAUAUCUUCUGUAGAGCUGCUUUAUAUGACGGAUGAAUUGUAUAACUUUAAAACUUUGAUUAUAUGCUAUUGUCCUGUCUAUUAAUGUGAAGCUGCUUUAAAACAAUCUGUA
Molecule: messenger RNA, 4573 nt
Organism: Carassius gibelio (silver crucian carp)
Lineage: Eukaryota; Metazoa; Chordata; Actinopteri; Cypriniformes; Cyprinidae
Product: neurotrophin-3
Exons: 2
Coding region: 139-921 (260 amino acids)
Biological process (GO): nerve growth factor signaling pathway; regulation of neuron differentiation; memory
Molecular function (GO): nerve growth factor receptor binding; growth factor activity
Source: RefSeq, a predicted model, not a curated record